Molecule: messenger RNA, 756 nt
Organism: Phaeoacremonium minimum UCRPA7
Lineage: Eukaryota; Fungi; Ascomycota; Sordariomycetes; Togniniales; Togniniaceae
Exons: 1
Coding region: 1-756 (251 amino acids)
Source: RefSeq, a predicted model, not a curated record
AUGUCUCGAGCCGCGUCAGGCACGUCACAAGCGCAGACCCCUGGAGACAGCACCAGGUUAACGCCCAGUGCCGCUGAGAGGCCAUCGACAAGCCAUGACGGGGGUGACCACCUCAGCGGCUCGAAGGCUGCUACUCUUCGACAAAGACACGCCGACUUCUCCCGUCUUGGCACCAAGCUAAAACACGACCGCGAUGACAUCGUUCGAGGACGCAGAGAAGGUGCCAAGGUUGACGCCAAUGGCCAGGUUCAGUUGACGACGGCUGAUGAGAAGCGCGUGGUUGCGCUCACACUGGAAAUGGUUCUUGCGUACAUGGUGGCGUUUAAGUCUCUCUCGCAGGCUCGCCACACAGAACGGAAACCAUGGGAUCCUGUCCCUUGGGAACAGCUCCAGCCUCACCUUCAGGAACUGAAGCACAGAAGCCGGCACGCUAGAGCACUACAGAGUCUUGCCUUACAGCUUAACGCAGUCUGUCUCGAGGAGCUCUGUCUGUCCUACGCGAACCAGGACCAAGCGCUGGGCUCUAAGGCAGCCAGUUCAUUCAUCCAGGCAUCGAGGCGGCGACACGAUGCGUGGCAGGCAGCCCAUGACAUCCUACCCACCGUUAAGGACGAGAGUUUGAGGGUGGAGCUGGGCCCCUGGAGUUCGCCCCACGAAGCUGCCUCCGCGGCUCUGCGCACCCUACGCCGGUGGGUAGAGCGCGAGAGCGUCGAGUGGCGCGCGGAGAUUGUUCUCCCCGUAGCGAACGGAACGUAA